Molecule: messenger RNA, 1937 nt
Organism: Phymastichus coffea
Lineage: Eukaryota; Metazoa; Arthropoda; Insecta; Hymenoptera; Eulophidae
Product: mannose-P-dolichol utilization defect 1 protein homolog
Exons: 5
Coding region: 574-1308 (244 amino acids)
Biological process (GO): oligosaccharide biosynthetic process
Source: RefSeq, a predicted model, not a curated record
AGGCAGCUUCUUCGGCACCCGCUUGCAGCAGUUACGGCUCGGACCCUCGCCCGCGAGCACGUUUCUUCGCCAUUCGUUACGUUUUUUGGCUGCCUGCUAAGACCUGCUAAAACUAGCCGUUAGCCUCUACGCUGAUGCACGUGCCUACCGUCGCACUGAUCGGAACAAUAAGUCGACGACUGAUAAGCAUUUGUUAAGCGUUUAUGUUAAUGGUACCAUGUGCACAUGCACACUGGCGAGCACGGUGCGCUCUUAUAUACCGUGUAUCUGACGUAUGCGCGCAAGUAUAUAGGUUUAAGAUCGACGUACGUACACAUACGUGGCUUUUCAAACGCAGCGCCGAUAGCAGGCGCGGCUCUACAUGACCCGUCUGCGCGGGCCGCGGCGAGUCGGCGACGGUAGACACUAUAGAUUGCGACACUGUAUAGCAAUCGGGCGCGAGUUGGCUGUCGUCAGCUUUCGCUGUUCGCUACCAUCAUCGCCAUCAUCGACAUCACCUCUCUAGUCUCAACACGUUCCUGACAACGCGAGCCGGUAUCCACACGCAAAAUUGUCACGCUGUUUUUCUUAAUCAUGGCCUAUCUCGUGCAGGAUUUGCCUCGAUUAUUUUUUACCGAAGAAUGCCUCAAAGAAUACCUACAAGAUUUUAACUUUUUACAUGUGGAAUGCUUCAAGGUAACCCUCAGCAAGUGCCUAGGUCUGUUAAUUAUCGCUGGCUCUCUAAUGGUCAAAGUGCCACAGAUUGUUAAAAUUCUACAAAACGAAAGUGUCCAAGGAAUCAAUGUAGUCAGCGUUUUAUUAGACUUGUUUGCAAUAACUGCCAUGGGAUCGUACAGUUUUGUUAGUCGAUUUCCAUUUAGCUCAUGGGGUGAUGCCGUAUUUUUAGGCUUGCAAACAGUCAUUAUUGCUAGUUUAGUCAUUUACUAUACCAGUGGUUUGACAAAAGCAACAACUUUUCUGGCGGCAUAUUUAGCUGUAAUAGUAGCAGUUGUGAAAGGUCUAGCACCAGUCAGCAUUUUAUGGUUUUGCCAAAUCCUUAAUAUUCCAGUAGCUCUAACUAGCAAGUUGAUGCAAGCUUACACAAACUAUUCAAACAGUAGUACUGGUCAACUUUCUGCUAUUACUGGUUUCAUGUUAUUCUUUGGUUCGUUAGCAAGAAUUUUUACAUCUAUUCAAGAAACUGGAGAUACUGCAAUGAUUAUUAUGUAUGUUUGUGCAACUGCAGCCAAUACCAUAUUAGUCUUCCAAUUUCUAUACUAUUGGAAUAUGUCGCAAAAACAGAAAACAAAGUCAAAGAAAAAAGAAUGAUAAGAAGACUAUUUUUGUUACUAGAUUGUCAACUUGAAACACAUUGUGAAGUGUAUUGACAUCUAAAUUAAUUUACACAAUAUGUGUAAAUUUCAAGUUAGUCAUCGCAUUGUGGGGUGUAAGUCACAGGGAUUCAAAGUUGAUGCUAAAUUUGAUUUUUCUCCAAGCAGUGUUUCAAAUUUUACAUUCUUAAACUAUUAAUGCCAUUUUACGAUCACCUUUGUUAGCAUAAAAACUAAACUUUAUACAUUUUUAAUCACUAUUACUAUUUGUAAACAGCCACUUUUUAUUACUGUCAAGCUGUUGUAUUGAUAGACGAAAUUUAAUUUUUUAUAUUAGUUCUAAGUAUUACUGCUGUUAAUUUUUAAAAAUAAAGAAUGCGAUCAAUAUAUAUGAAUAUUUUUUAAUUAACUCUGCAAUUUUAGUUUAUUUUGUGACUAGCUUCUCAAGAAGCCGAAUGAUUAAAGUAAUUUUACUUCAUACAGAAUAAUAAUGAUAAUAUUGAUAAUGAGUUGUAAAUUUCCUUUAAGUGUCAUUUGCUUGGUUAGUAAUUAUAAUAAAAUUUAAAUUUUCCUAGUUUUUGAACCGAUGCGAAAACAGCCCGACACAAAUAACAUUUUAUAAAAAAA